This is a messenger RNA of Penicillium paradoxum, 1341 nucleotides long. RefSeq names its product Spo7-like protein. The transcript has a single exon. The coding region runs from base 1 to 1341 and encodes 446 amino acids. Gene Ontology annotation, cellular component: Nem1-Spo7 phosphatase complex. Gene Ontology annotation, molecular function: protein phosphatase regulator activity; phosphoprotein phosphatase activity. The record is from RefSeq and is a predicted model, not a curated record. Gene Ontology annotation, biological process: nuclear envelope organization. NCBI's taxonomy places the organism in Eukaryota, Fungi, Ascomycota, Eurotiomycetes, Eurotiales, Aspergillaceae.
AUGGCCUCACCUUUAGACCAGGUGGUCAAGGGUGCCCCAACACCGAAAGCUCGCGCCUUAACUCCCGAGCCAUUGAACUCCUCACAAUCAUCUCAAGGCCUAACUCCUUCAGAUCCCUCAUCCCCACCACGGCCUUCGACUCCAGACCCGCUAGCAAACCUCCCCUCCUCCCCGCCCCAGAUUUACCUGAACCUUCUAAUACUCGAAACCUCGCUACGAGCCCAAUAUUUAUCCCUGCGUGAGCGUCGCCGCCAGAAUACUUUCUUCCUGCUUCUACUCACUGCGUGGCUCACUUGGUUUGCAUACGCUCUAUUCCUCCGUCCGCGUGAAGAUGGCCGCGGAGUCGGCGGUUCUGUCUACUGGGUGGUGGAGAUGGCGGAGAAAGUCGCCCUGCUCGGCGGGGUGGUGACAGCGCUACUCGUCUGGGGAACGGGACAAUGGGAGCGCGGCAUCCGAUGGCCUCGGCGCUGGCUCGCUGUCUCCAAUCGCGGCCUGCGUGUGAUGAACACCAAAAUUAUCGUCAUUCGUGGUCCUUUCUGGCAAGAGCUACUAUCUUAUGUCUCAAUCCUCUUUCCGUUCUCCAUCUCGUUCCUGCCUUCUCCCAACGGAAACUACCAUCUUGUGGAGCGUGCUGGUGGUGGUCGGCAGCAUCACCAGCAGUACUACCACGGUCCUGGCAGCGAGUCCGGCUUGGUAGAAGAGGACCUCAGCCCGGGAGGCGAUUACAUCCGUCUCCUCCUGCUGCCUAAGUCCUUCUCCCCCGAAUUCCGCGAAAACUGGGACGACUACCGCACCGACUUCUGGGAGAAAGAAAACGAGCGCCGCGCCCAGCUGCGCGUCAAAUUGCGCGAGCGCGAGCACCACCUCGCCCGAGCAGAAGGAGGAUGGCUCGGCCGUCUCGGAUUAGGCUGGCGCACCUCGCCGCGCCGCCGCCCCGCAGGAACAGGCCACCGCCUCGGCCACGGCCACCACUCGUCCAUCUCGAAACUUAGCCCGGAGCAACGUGGCCCUUCCUCCCGUCGCAACACCCGCUCCGAGUCCCAUUCCCGCACCUCAUCCCGCAGCACCACCCCCGUCGACAUCGACGACCGUCCGCCCUCCCGUUCUUCCACGUCCGGCCGGCCGCGCCGUGCAAGCACCGCCUCCGGACACGAUGCCAGCCCGCAGCAGCGCAAACGGAAGGGUUCUACGCUUCGACGAGGCAUCUCACCUCUAACGCAGGCGCAGAUUCGGGAGGGUGUACGCACUCCGUCGUUCUCGUCCGAAGACUCUGUGCUGCCGACGGGCAUUUUGGAGAAGGAUAAAGAGGAGGCUAUACCGUCUUCUAUCCCACAAUUGUAA